This is a messenger RNA of Aethalodelphis obliquidens (Pacific white-sided dolphin), 5723 nucleotides long. It is a transcript of the gene TMEM164, whose product is annotated as transmembrane protein 164. The transcript has 7 exons. Lineage: Eukaryota; Metazoa; Chordata; Mammalia; Artiodactyla; Delphinidae. The record is from RefSeq and is a predicted model, not a curated record. Bases 1034 to 1522 code for a protein of 162 amino acids.
CUCGAACCCGUGUCCCCUGCAUUGGCAGGCGGAUUCUUAACCACUGCGCCGCCAGGGAAGCCCCUGUCCUCUAGUAUUGAUACAUUCUUUCAUAUGUGCUCUGAUCCAGCCACAUGUACCAUGAACUUCCAUGCUUCUUUGACUCUGAGUUUAUACUUUGUUCAUGUUGUACCCUCAGCCAGAAAUACUUUCUUUUCUCUUCCCUGUUGAGAUGCCAGUCAUCAUUCAAGGCUCAGCCUAAACAUUCCCUCUUGUGAAGCUUUUUUCAAGCCUUCAUGCCAGAUUUAGCCAUUCUUGUCUACUUUAGCAUUUUAUUCUGCCUUAUAUUACAUAAUUGUUUAUGUCUCUCCCCCAUUCCUUAGUUUGCGUGUUCCCUGAACGCAAGAUCUGUGUUUUAUUGAUUUUUUUUCUAUCCUGCACAGCAUCUAGUACAUACUAGACUCCUAAUUUUUAAAGAAAAUUUAAUCGAGUCUAGUCCAUUCCCUUUGUUUUUCGGAUGAGGAAACGGAGGCUUAGAGGGAGAGGUCAGGUGUUCAUUCGGGGAUUUGUUGAGUCUCAGAUGUUUGAGACGUUGAGGCUGGAGUGAACAGCAGGUAAUUGAGAUGUGGUUGGGCUAGCAACGUGAUUUAGAGAAGAUGGAGGGGCAGAAGAUGCAAACAUCAUGGAAGCCAGGGGAGAGAAAGAAGAAAAGGAUUCUGUGAAAUGCCUACCUUUGUGGGCAGAAGAAAAGACUCAGUGAAGCAAAAGUGGAAAGACACCCAAGAGAGGAAGGAGUUUCAUGAAGCAGGUCCUCUAUUGUCAUGUGAGGCAAAGAGGUUGAGACCAAGGAGGACUUGAGAAAAGGCACUUGGAAUUGAUCUUUCUCCUGGCCUGCCCUCCAUGUCCGGGAGCUGUCGUCGUCUUCAAGGAGUGGACCUGUGAUGCAAGCAGUAUUAUUUGGUCAUGAGUGUCUGCUGACUCAAUCUGGAGAGGCUUUUGAAGGAGAUGAGAUGAAAUUUCAUCUGUGCUACAGAGAGCAGGGGUGCAUUGCUGGAUGGAAAGAGGUCUGGAGGCCGGGUGUGAGCCAAGGCUACAGAUGCACAUGUUGAAUGGAGCUCUUCUUGCCCUGCUGUUUCCUGUGGUAAAUACGCGGCUGCUCCCCUUUGAAUUGGAGAUUUACUACAUUCAGCAUGUUAUGCUCUACGUGGUACCCAUCUACCUGCUCUGGAAAGGAGGUGCUUAUACCCCGGAGCCCCUCAGCAGUUUCCGCUGGGCCCUUCUCUCGACUGGCCUCAUGUUCUUUUAUCACUUCAGCGUCUUGCAGAUCCUGGGCCUGGUCACCGAAGUGAAUUUGAACAACAUGCUGUGUCCGGCCAUCUCAGACCCAUUCUACGGCCCCUGGUAUCGCAUCUGGGCCUCGGGACACCAGACUCUCAUGACCAUGACCCACGGGAAGCUGGUCAUCCUGUUCUCAUACAUGGCUGGGCCCUUGUGUAAAUAUCUGCUGGAUUUGCUCCGGCUUCCAGCCAAGAAAAUAGACUGAAGGUGCUUGUGUUGUUUUGUUUUGUUUUGUUUUGGGGUUUUUUUUUUCUUCUGCCCCUGAGGAAACAAGUCCUGACUCCACUUGGAGGACACCCAGCUCUUGAUGACAUCAUGGGAGAGGGCAGGAGGACGUUUGGUGUGUUUCUUUUUCCUUCCUCUCUGUCCCUUUCUUCCACCACUCUUCCUUCCCCGGCUCUUCCCCCAGGACGGCUCCUGGAGCCUGGGCUGUAGUGCUGCAGCCUGGGCGGUAGUGCUGGAGCCUGGGCGGUAGUGCUGGAGCCUGGGCUGUAGUCCUGGAGCCAGGGCUGUAGUGCUGGAGCCUGGGCGGUAGUGCUGGAGCCUGGGCGGUAGUUCUGGAGCCUGGGCGGUAGUCCUGCAGCCUGGGCUGUAGUCCUGGAGCCUGGGCGGUAGUGCUGGAGCCUGGGCGGUAGUCCUGGAGCCUGGGCGGUAGUGCUGGAGUAUGGGCUGUAGUGCCGAGGGCCGCACGUUUCCUCCUUCCCUUUGCCGCUCUCUCCCUGCUCCUCGUGGCCUUAAAUGGCGAGACAGUAGUCAGUGGCUUUCACUCUGCUAGUUGCUGCUUUAACAACAUCUGGUUGAGGAGAAAGGGAACAACAAGCAGUAGUUCUUUUGGCAUCGAAGCGAUGAGAUUGGGCUGUGUUUCAUUUCUCCACUGCCAGGGACCUCCAGGCUUAUGCUGGGGUCCCCUUUUGUCUCCAGCACAGCCCUCACCAUAAGAGGACUGAGGCCUUGUUCCUAUACCAGCGGCAAGCCGAGAGCCAAGGGAUUUCCCAGCUCAUGGCCAAAAGAGAGCUGGCCAGAUUCUUCCCACUGGUGUCCCAUGACUCAAAGCAAGCGGCCAACCAGCCACUCCCUCCAGGAUGCUGCCAGAGGUGGGAGGUGUGGGGCGCUACCCAGCCCAGGGGCUAGAUUCCACUAUUGCAAUGGCAAAUCCAAAGUGCGCAAGGUUGAAAUGUCCACAGCUAAUGCUAGGCAGGACCUUGGGUAAAUUCUGCUUGAGAGCUGAGAACUGACCCAUAUCCCAAUCAGAAGUGAGUGUAGAAAUGAGUCAAAAGCCGUGGUAACUUGAGAAAACUGUGAUCUGAAUCAUAUGCUUGCUUUUAGUUUAAUGUUGAUAAUAGAUGACGUUUUAAUUUUGAGUGCCCCUUAAAUGUUCUCUCUCUCUCUUUUAAAGGCAGCUUCAGGGAAGGAUGAGCUAGAGUUGGGUUUUCUGGCUCUUGGAGUUCUGUGUAUUCGUCUGUCCAUUUGCUUUUGGAUGUUUGAGUUCGGAGCAUCCUUGAAUCAGGGCCUGUCUCUGGAGGGACACCUGUCGAUCCGUCUCGUGGUUUUGCAGCAUGUCUCGGCAUCCUAGGUUUGGGAACAUACAGAUCCUGCAGUGCUGUUUCCCUCGGGCCAGGUGUCGUCACUGCGGCCAGACUCAGAGAUGAAUUGUUUAGCAUGGGGGUGGGGGACAUCACAUGCUCCCCAGCCCGAAAGCCCACGUCUGGGUUGAAAGGGAGGUACCAAAAAAUCAGGUCCCCAUGGGUGGAGGUUCAAGUGCUCUGAAAGGGAGACCUUUUGUUGCAAGGCAGCCUCAGUCAUACAUGGACCUCAAGAAGGAGGUGGUACCACUUGCUGGCUCCCUGUUGGCUCUUACUAAGAAUAGAUUACUUAAUAACAGAAAAGAUAUUUCUGGGACCUCCUCUGAUGAGCCCCCCCCACUCCCUCUCCCACUCUAGGCAGCCCAGUUGCCCUGGGCCCAUUCAAUAUUUCAGGUGUUACUGUGUCAGACCUAGAUUGAGUUUCAGGGACUCAGUGGUCAUGAUUUUAGCAAGUGGACCUACAGGAGGCAGCAGGAUGGAGAAGUCUCUCCUAGCAAGGCGAGGCCCAGGGAAGCAACCACGGCGGGGCCCAUCCCUUUGCAGAGGUACGCUGGCAGUGAGGUCAUCAAUCCCCAGGGUGUGGGGUUGCAGGAAGGGGGAACCCGUGAGCUCCUCAAGAUGCGUGACCUUCAUUUUCUGCCAUCUUUGAGGGUUUGGCCGAAUUUUUCUUAGUGCCUCUCAGCCCUGGGUUGCCCUCCGGAAGAGGCAGCUCUUGAGGGGCUGGAUUUGCCCCGCCCACUGGCUGCGUGUAGGCGUGGCUGAUGAGGCAAGACCUCAGUGCCCCUUGGCCUCUUCCUCCGUGUCUCCAUGGCCUGGUGCGGGGUGCUAGUCAGCUCGAGCUUCCCUUGCACUGGCGUGCCUCUCAAAGUUCGCCACGCUGGCUGGCAGCUUUCAGCUGCUUAGAGGGAAAGAAGAAAGUGGAAGCUACGUGCCUGGCUGGGCCAGGUCAGAGGCAGGUGCACCUGUCUGGGGGAGGGGGAUGAGAAGGGGAGAUACAGGGCUUCUGGUUGGCUCGGAAACAUGUAGGGGGAAGGAACAGAGAGCAAGUCCCGUCCCAGGUUGCACAGGGAGUCAUGGCCUGCGUUGGAGGUGUUGGGCAGCAGCGGGCGUCUGAAUUGGUCUCUACCUGACUCUUUCCUUGGGCCAGGCCCAUGCGGAGAGGUUACCUGGCCAGACCCUCGGCGGCCUGCCUUGGAGGGUGGCCCCUGCAGCAGUGGGCCCGGGCUGCCCGGCACGUCCCCUGUGCUUUCCUGGCGGUGCCAAGGGGCUUCCCCAGCCAUCCUGGCCAAGUUUCCAUGUGCCAUUGGCCAGCAUGUGAGAGCUCCGUGUGUUUGUGGAAGUGGACAGUUUCUUUUAAAGUGGCCCCGGGAAGGCAAAGGAGUGUUCCCUCCAGCCCCCAGGUAGCCCUGGCUAAGGAUUGGCCCAGUGAGAUCAGUGUGUUCAGCUGGCCAACUUGGGACAUCAGCUCAGAAUAACAGAUGGUCAUGCCUGCUUGUGGGCCCCCAUCUCUUCUCCAUUCCCCGUGGUAUUUGCUUCUGUACACCAAAGAUGAUCUGGCCUAUCUUCUUCCCGGAGGCCCAGUGAUGUGUUCCUCUGUCAGCUUGUGAGGAAGCCACAGCUUCUGUCCCCCGAAGUCAACCUUCUCCCUUUCUCCUGGGACUUCUCAGCAUUCACAGAAGCUGCUUGCAGCGUGGCCAGGGCGUGUGGGGCGUCGGGGCCCAGUGUUUAGCGGAGCGGGCACAGCUGCCCUCGGAGAGCAGGUUGUCAGCACGUCUCUGCGCGCUGGUGUUAGGGGGAGGCUGGCAGAAGACCCUUCCUCCCCCUCCCUUGGCCAGAAAAAGACUUCCAUGGAUGUGUACGUGUUGAUCCCGAGUCAUCUGAAGGGGAGAUGGGGAGGCGGGCGAAGGGAGAAGAAGGGCCAGUGUGGCCCCUACAAGACAAGACACCGGUGCUGGUUUUGGUAAAUCGGGAGCCAGGCAUAAGGGAGGACGUCUGUCCUGCAGGCCCUCGCAUGCUCCUUGGACUACCGGGAAGGGGCGUCCUCACUGCACACCCUGCCCCGCCCUCUGGGGGGUGGGGGUGGGUAGGGUCCAUGAGAGGGAGCGAACCUUCCUCUUCUGUAUAUAGAGUGAGCCACUUGAGCUCAGGAAAACCUAGUCGCUUGUUGCUGCUCUUGUGACAUUUUUGUACACUGGUUUGCUACUCGUGGCACGAAACAAACACAACAAGAAAAGUCAUUUCAAGCUGAGCUGUUGUUUUGGAAACCUGCUUUCUUUCAGUGUCAGUGUUGUAUUGUAUUUGGAGGAAUUCUUCAUCUCUAUUGGUGUUACUGUGGUAGAGAGAAUAAGAUAGUCCGACUUGUAAUUCUUUCUGCCGGGAAAUUGGCAGUGCCUCUGUCGUCGCCCCGACCCCGGUCCUUCCUCAUUCCCAGGGUGGGAUUGCUAUGCGCUGGGCACACCCCUCCCUGGCCCCCGCCCCCGCAGCGGCUCCCUUUAGAACCGGUCUUUGUGAUUCCCCUAAACAGCUGCAGAAUGAGUAUUUUUGCCAAGCUGGUUCUUGGGUGCUCUGUGCCCCUACCAGUUUGCUUGCCUCUUGGGGCAUUUUGUAAUGUUUUCUCUGUUUUGUAAAACCUUUUGAUUGUACCACAGUGGUUUCUGCAGUCACCUUUGGAAAUAAAUGGUCAUUAAUUUGUGUACUUAGCACUCUGAAUUUUAGUCUGAGGUGUUUCUGUUGUUGAAGAUCCUUGAAUGAAAAGGAACCCUCACCAUGGGACUCACUGUUAAAUGUUUCCUUCAUUUACUGCUAUUAAAAGGUUUAUGAGAA